AUGUUUGCAUGGGAAAGCCUUCAUAGCAUCGCUGUCGGGGGUAUUGCCCCGCAUCUCACCGAGCUCGCUGCUAGUCUUGAGCGUCGCGGUCAUGAGGUCCAUGUUUACGUCCGAACAGGAGCUGGUCAGGCCUCAUACGAACAAAUCGAUGGCGUUCACAUUCAUCGCAUUGCUUUUGAGCUCUCAUCUGACUUUGUUCAGGAAGUCACGAAUAUGUGCAACGCUAUGGUUCAUUUCAUGAUCGAGACGGAACAUUUUAUGGAUGCUAAGUUUGAUAUCUGCCACGCCCACGACUGGCUCGCGGCCCCGGCUCUGAUUAACAUUAAGCACAACCACGAUCGCAAAUGUGUCUUUACCGUACAUUCCACUGAAUUUGGUCGAUGCGGCAAUAAUGUCUACGGGGGACAGAGUGCUCGCAUUCGUGGCUUGGAAAACGAUGCCAUCGCUCUGGCAGACAAAGUGAUUGGUGUUUCCGGCGUGCUUUGCGACGAGAUCAAAGGGCAUUACCAAUUUGACUGGGACAAGCUCAGAUGUGUUUACAACGGCAUAAACUGUCUCCGCUAUGAUGGAAAUCUUUGGGAUCCAUCAGAGGUACGUGGUUUGUAUGGUGUGGGCCCUAUGGAUCCUAUGGUCCUGUUCGUCGGACGCAUGGCUACACAAAAGGGUCCUGAUAUUCUUGUUGAAGCCAUCCCGAGUGUAUUGGCAUCUCGGCCGGACGCCAAGUUUGUCUUAGUUGGGGAUGGGUAUAUGAAAGAGGCGCUUGUCGCCCGUAUUCAUGAGAUGGGCGUAGCUAGCAGUGUGUGUUUUACUGGUCAAAUGAGCGGGCAACCGCUUGUUGAUUUGUUCAAGGCGACAGAUCUCGUGGCGAUUCCGAGUCGCAAUGAACCUUUCGGGAUCGUGACACUUGAAGCCUGGGCUUCCAACAAGCCCGUUGUGGUGACGAAGAGCGGUGGGCCACGUGAGUUUGUAUGGCAUGAUAACGACGGUUAUCUGGUUGAUACAUCUUCAGAUGGUAUGGCCUGGGGCAUCUGCACUGCUUUCAGCAACUUUGAGCAUGCCAGGUAUAUGGGGGAUAGGGGACGCGUCAAGGCUGCAUUCCAGUUCUCCUGGGAUAACAUUGCAGAGAACACAAACAAUAUUUACGAUGAGCUGUUGCCUGACCACCCCGGACAUCCUGCUCCGGAUGAAGCAGCGCGGAAGAUCGAGAUGGAGCAAAUGAAGAAGUGAAGGGGGUUAGCAACCGGGGAAUAUCAGCAAUAUUGCGAGCCUUCUGUUUGUGUAUGUGUAAGGGGUGAGACGAUCAGGGCGACAAAUAUUAGUGUCGUGCCUGUACUGGGUUUUAUGCAGUUGUCGUGGUAGCUGAAGUGUUGUUCAGAAAGAUUAGCGGUAGGCAGAGAUGUUGCACGGAUAUACAUGCGGUGGUGGGAAGAGGACAUGGGAACAUUGCUCACAUCAGCGGGAUGUGAUGUCAUCUGUUGAGAGGUAGUAGACUUUGUUGCUCUCAUUUCAGCAUGCAGUGUAAUACGGUUCGAGGUGUAGCGCCUCAGCUACCUCGGAGUAGGUCUCGCGAGUCUGUGACAUGUUGUCGACAUUCCAAUAUGGUCUAUAUGCUUGAAGAUUUAGAGGUUUUUGUCCAGCGAUUCUCAUAAACUAAGGAUGCACACAUCCCCGCUCGUGUAAUACA
Messenger RNA from Chondrus crispus (carragheen), 1684 nucleotides. Its product is annotated as D-inositol-3-phosphate glycosyltransferase. The record is from RefSeq and is a predicted model, not a curated record. Gene Ontology annotation, molecular function: glycosyltransferase activity. The transcript is spliced from 2 exons. Bases 1 to 1227 code for a protein of 408 amino acids. Lineage: Eukaryota; Rhodophyta; Florideophyceae; Gigartinales; Gigartinaceae.